GGACCAUUUGCCUAGAGAAAUGGACAAGACAAUGCUUGACCUAGAAGUGAAGUGAGAUUUUCGACGAAAAAGAUUUAUAAUUUAAGGGACCCAUUUGCCCCAAAAUAAAUACCCACUUUUCAUUUUCAUUUUCAUUUUUUAACUCCAAUUGCUUCCCAAGAUCUGAUUUUUAUUUUCAAUCUAGGGUUCUUACCACAAGAUCUGAAUCAGUUUCAGUUCAGAAAUUUGAAGAGAGUAACUACCAAGUACAUUGAAGUUUGUGUUUAUCACCAAUAACCGAAAAAAAUUUCGGGUCGAACUGAAAUUAGUUUUGGGAUAUGAUAAUAUAAUGGGGAAGAAAGGAAGCUGGUUUUCUUCAAUUAAAAAGGCGCUGAGUCCUCACUCGAAGGAAAAGAAAAACCAGAAAUUAAAGAAGAAAGGGCUCGAAGAUGAAAAACCUUCUGUUUCCAUUACAAAACCCGCUAGCGGUUCUCAUGAUUCUCCUUCACUUCCACCACCAGAGGAAGCGAAACCGUUCAAAGUGGAGAAUGAGCUAAAAAGUCAUGCUAAUUCGGUUUCUUCUGAGGCGGCUGCCACCACAACUCAGGCUGCCGCCACUACCACAACUCAGUCUGCUGCCAUUACAACUCAGGCUGCUGCUGAGUCCACUCAACUCACUGAGUUGACUCGGUAUUCAGGAAAAACAGCCGAGGAAACAGCGUCCAUUCGAAUUCAAGCAGCUUUUCGCGGAUAUCUGGCAAGAAGGGCGUUACGGGCGUUGAGAGGGCUUGUAAGGUUGAAAACUCUAAUCGAAGGGCCAACGGGCAAUCGGCAAACGGCAACCACACUCAAAUGCAUGCAAAAUCUAUCUCGUGUGCAGUGUCAGAUCAAUUCUCGGAGGAUUCGAAUGUCCGAGGAGAAUCAGGCUCUUCAGAGACAACUUCUACAGAAACAAGCGAAAGAACUCGAGAUUUCACAGAUGGGAGAAGAAUGGAACGAUAGCUUGCAGUCCAAGGAACAAAUCGAAGCAAAGCUAUUAAGCAAAUACGAAGCAACUAUGAGACGAGAACGGGCCAUGGCUUAUUCGUUUUCUCAUCAGCAACCAUGGAAGAAAUCAUCGAGAACGACAAACUUACUCUUCAUGGACCCGACGAAUCCGCAAUGGGGUUGGAGCUGGUUAGAGCGAUACAUGGCUGGCCGACCAUGGGAGACCGAGAAAAAUCAAUCAUCAGUUAAAAACGGCAUCAACAUUACCGGAACCGAAAUCGCGAAAUCGUACGCGCGUCGGCAACUCAACUCUACCCCUUCAACCCCAAAGUCAGCAGCGGGUGGUCGAGUAGCAUCGCAGAAGGUCAAACGCAGGUCAAACUCUAGAACAACCUUCGGGCCGAUCCCUGAUGAUGAUAUGAGAAGUGUGUUUAGCGUGCGGUCUGAGAUGAACAGAAGGCAUAGCAUCGCGGCGUCCUCUGUGAGAGAUGACGAGAGUAUGGACAGUUCGCUGUCGGUUCCGAGUUACAUGGCGCAAACGAAGUCUGCAAAGGCGAAGUUAAAGGGGCAGAGCAUGUUGGGGGCGGUGGAGAACGGUCUUGCGGAAAUGGAGUUUGGGUCGAAGAGACAUUUGUCGGGAUCGCCGGCUAGACCGAGGCGUCAUUCGGGCCCACCCAAGGUGCAAACUAGCAUUUCUAUGGUGAUUUGAGCAAGUUCUUGGUUUGCAAGACCAGAUGAGAAGAGUUUGUUAGAAAAGGGGGUCAAAGUUGACUGUUGUUGACUUGGUAGUGAUUUAAGUCAUUUGUUUUAGAAUUGAGGGUGUGGGUUAUAGUUGUUUUAAUAUGGAUGAAUGAUUGUUAUUGUUAUACCUAAUAAAGGAUAAACCAUAAACUUACAAAUCUUGACCCAAAAAGGAAUUGACUUUAUGAA
Molecule: messenger RNA, 1896 nt
Organism: Helianthus annuus (common sunflower)
Lineage: Eukaryota; Viridiplantae; Streptophyta; Magnoliopsida; Asterales; Asteraceae
Product: protein IQ-DOMAIN 1
Exons: 7
Coding region: 329-1675 (448 amino acids)
Molecular function (GO): protein binding
Source: RefSeq, a predicted model, not a curated record